Messenger RNA from Maniola jurtina (meadow brown), 2958 nucleotides. RefSeq lists its product as uncharacterized. The record is from RefSeq and is a predicted model, not a curated record. Gene Ontology annotation, molecular function: nucleic acid binding. The coding region runs from base 1 to 2958 and encodes 985 amino acids. NCBI's taxonomy places the organism in Eukaryota, Metazoa, Arthropoda, Insecta, Lepidoptera, Nymphalidae. The transcript has 4 exons.
AUGGACUGCUUAAAUGCUCUUAAAAAUAUAGCCAUUGAUAUCGCCAGCUGUAGUCAGGUUUUACUUGCCACUGCAUUAGUAAACACCGAGUCGGAAGCUGGGGGAAAUCACGUGCUCAGAGCUUUAUUAGAUCAAGGGUCACAAGCCUGUUUUAUAACAGAGGCCGCAGUCCAGUUACUACGUCUAAAGAAGACUCCUGCUAGUGGCAUAAUUACUGGUCUUGGUGGAGACAAAGCUCUAACAUCGAAAUAUGUUGUUACGGUUAAACUAAGAUCGAGGGGAAAUCUGGACAGAAAAAUACAGGUCACAGCUUAUGUGCUAAAGAACAUCACAACGUUCCUACCAGAACGUCAAGUUCAGGGCUUAGACUGGACAGAAUUAAAAUAUUUACAACUCGCAGAUCCCUAUUUUGAAACUCCCAAGGCCAUUGAUAUGCUAUUAGGUGCUAACGUCUACAGCCAAAUAGUGCAAGAGGGCAUAAAGAAGAGCCAAAAUGGGAAGCUCAUUGCACAAAAAACAACGUUAGGUUGGAUUUUGUCUGGCUCAGUCAAUGAACCUUUUAACAGAAACGACGGGGACCCACCGAAAAUAUCGGUCAUGCAUGCUAAGGUUACCGAAACAGAUAUUUUAAAACAGUUUUGGGAAUUAGAAGAAGAGAGAUAUAGUACGAAGAGUAUGUGGACAGAAGAGGAGAAAAGAUGCGAAGAAAUCUUCGUCACUACAACAAAAAGGACAGAUGAAGGUCGCUACAUCGUAAAAUUGCCAUUUCGAGAUAGUCAGCCUGGUUGUUUAGGUGGUGAUUCGCGACAAAUAGCUGUAACAAAAUUCAAAACAUUAGAAAAAAGGCUAUCAAAGAAUUCAGAACUGAAAGAAAAGUACACCGAAGUAAUUAACGAAUAUUUACACUUAGGACACAUGAGAGCUAUAACAAAGGAUGAUAUGAAAAAGAAUGAAGCUGUCUACUUACCACACCACGCAGUGAUAAGAAACGACAAGACAACCUCAAAGGUGCGCGUAGUCUUCAAUGCAUCAAGCAAAAAUAACUUAGGAGUCUCGCUCAAUGACAAUCUAAUGAUAGGACCUAAACUGCAGUCAGAUUUACGGCAUACUGUAAUAAGAUGGAGAGUUCAUCCGAUCGCGUUGGUAGCUGACAUUAUCAAAAUGUAUCGGCAGGUCAGAAUUGCUGAAGAGGACACCAUGUUUCAACGCAUAGUUUGGCGCGACAGCCCUGAAACAGAAAUACAAGAUUAUGAAUUAUUAACAGUGACGUUUGGAACUGCAUCCGCUCCGUACUUGGCUGUCAGAGCAUUGAACCAAGUAAGCCUAGAUGAAGAACAAGCAAAAACAGAGAACAAAAAAAAAAAAAAACUGGACAACGAGGACAAAAUGAUAGAGGACAUGGAAAAUAUCAAGGACAAAAAGGAUAUAGAAAUUAAAACAGAAAAUACAACCAAAGUGUUAGGACUUACCUGGGACCGAAGUGAAGACCAGUUUAGGUACUCGGUGAAUCUCCCGCAUACAACGCCUGGACCUGAAACAAAGAGAUCAGUAUUAUCAGUGAUAGCGCGUCUGUACGAUCCGCUAGGUUGGAUAGCACCUAGCAUAAUAGUAGCAAAAAUGUUCAUUCAAAAAUUAUGGUUAGCAGGUGUAAACUGGGAUGAACCAAUUUCAGAAGAAUUAAGAAGCGAAUGGGUUACUUACCGCAAUGAACUGGAACAACUCACCAAAGUACAAGUCCCACGAUGGCUAGGCAUUUCAACAACGGACAGUGAAAUUGAAUUACACGGGUUCUGCGAUGCAUCCAAACUGGCCUAUGCAGUCGUUGUCUAUUUGAGAAUCGUUGACAGUGCGGGAAACAGACAAGUUUCUUUACUAGCAGCAAAAACAAGAGUAUCACCAAUUAAGCAGGUCAGUAUUCCUCGUCUCGAACUCUGUGGAGCAGCACUCUUAUCGAGACUUUUAGCAGAAGUGGCCGAUGUUUUGAGCAUCUCAAAGAACAACAUCAGAGCUUGGACGGACUCGACGGUUGUUCUUUCUUGGUUAAAUAGCCAUCCAAGUCGUUGGAAGACUUUUGUAGCCAACAGGGUUGCAGAGAUCCUAACGACUAUGGAUUCUGCCCAGUGGUAUCAUGUCUCAUCCAAGGAGAACCCUGCAGACUGUGAAUCGCGAGGUCUCCAACCGGGAUUGCUUGCAGAGAAUGAGCUUUGGUUCUCCGGUCCACAAUUUCUUAGAGAGCAAACCAUAAAAUAUAAAAAGCCAACAAAUGUGAAAGUUCAUUUAGAGGAAGCAAUUAGUGCUGCUAAAGAGCUGCAGCAACUCAACCAGAUUCAAAGGGAUGUGGCUGAAUAUUUAGCAACCAAUGGCGCCGAAUGGCACUUUAUUCCACCUCACGCCCCUAAUUUCGGUGGUCUUUGGGAGGCUGGUGUAAAGGCCACCAAAUUCCAUUUGAAGCGAGCAAUCGGCGAGUCAACUCUAACCUUCGAAGAAAUGUGCACACUACUCAGUCAGAUAGAAGCAUGCCUAAACUCGCGACCUAUAUCAAUCGAUAGUUCAGAUCCGAGUGAUCCACGGCCGUUGACUCCAGGUCAUUUUCUUAUUGGAGGGCCGUUAAUAGCUAUACCGGAGGUCAAGGACUAUUUGACUUCCAAUGUAAGUUCACUAACAAGGUGGCAAUUUAUUCAAAGAAUGUUGCAAAGCUUUUGGCAACGCUGGUCACAGGAGUAUUUAUCUCAUUUGAUGAACCGAUACAAAUGGAGCUCCCGAGUCCCGGAGCCAAACUUAGGAGAUAUUGUUCUAAUCAAGGAGGAUAAUCUGCCACCAAGUCGUUGGUUGAUGGGUCGAGUAUUGGAGAAGCAUCCGGGUACUGAUAAUGUUACCCGCGUGGUCACCAUCAAAGUAAAAAAUUCUACCAUUAAGAGACCCACGUCCAAAUUAUGUAUUUUACCCGUUAGUGAAUAA